AUGGUGGAGCCAUCGUCAAUAUCGAAUCCCGAAACGAACCCGUCUCUCCAGAAGCGAAGAAGGAUCGGGUUGGAUUCUUCCGAGCCGUCCGGUCCGAGAUGGAGAACCGAGGUCGAGCAGCAGAUCUACUCGUCGAGGCUCGUGCACGCGCUGCGGACCCUCCGACGCCCGGACUCCGCCGUCCCCGCCGUCGGCGCGGUUCGCGACGCGGCCGACCGCGUCCUCGCCUCCUCCGCCAAGGGCAGGACCCGCUGGAGCCGGGCGCUGCUGACCCGCCGGCUCGGUCUCCGGCUUUCGCAAAUCAGGAGGAAGCACAAGAGGGCCGGUAGACCGGACGCCGGGCUAAAAAAACCGGCUUCUCCGGCGAAACUGCCUCCGUUGCAGAAGAAAUUGCGGGCGUUGAGCAGGUUGGUCCCCGGCUGCCGGAAGCUGUCGCUGCCGAGCCUCCUGGAAGAGACGACUGAUUAUAUUGCGGCUCUGGAAAUGCAAGUUAAAGCCAUGGCCUACAUCACCGGCAUUAUAAACGGCGGCGGAGGAGGAGGAGAAGGAGAUCGUUGGCCGAUUGAAUAG
Molecule: messenger RNA, 570 nt
Organism: Striga asiatica
Lineage: Eukaryota; Viridiplantae; Streptophyta; Magnoliopsida; Lamiales; Orobanchaceae
Source: the annotation of a GenBank genome assembly